AUGAUAUCGCUGUGGAACAGUUCUUUACAGGAGAAAGCAAGUGAUCUUCAUGGCGACACCUGGAACACUCAAACUGAUCAGACUAUUGUGGAAAACAGUUUAGCUCCUAAUUGGCACCAGUACAUUUCUGGCUCCUUUGCAGAGUUCAGGUGUUCUCUUUGUAGAAGAACCUGGGGGUCUAGUAGAGUGCAGGUGGUGUUUCAUUUCCAUCUGAACACAGCAAGCAGACAGGGAACCAUUAAACUACGAUGCUACAAACAGGAGUGUAGGACGUGCAAUGAAGCUCAGUGGGAGGAUCCAAACUUCCCAGUAGAAAACAUUGAUGUGCUGGUUGAGAGACUAGUUCAAAAGAUCCGCAGGAAAUGCUAUGGAGAAGACCUGGGUGAAGCAAACAGAUCCUCAGUGUUUGGUGGAAGAUUUAAUCGGCCACAUGAAAGUGCUCACUGUGAAGCCUGUCGGCUUGGCAUCUGCAGUCAAGCCAACUGA
Molecule: messenger RNA, 486 nt
Organism: Sinocyclocheilus anshuiensis
Lineage: Eukaryota; Metazoa; Chordata; Actinopteri; Cypriniformes; Cyprinidae
Product: receptor-transporting protein 1-like
Exons: 2
Coding region: 1-486 (161 amino acids)
Biological process (GO): protein insertion into membrane; protein targeting to membrane
Molecular function (GO): olfactory receptor binding
Source: RefSeq, a predicted model, not a curated record